AUGAAUCAUCGCACAAUAAAAAUACCUCGACUAAUCAAAAAUGUCAUCGCUCUCGUCCUGUGGUAUCUAUUUACAUUGCACAUGCAGGACUUGAUAAAGCCCGAGUUUUUGUUCACUUUGAGACGGCGUUCCCCUUUGACAGCGUGGCACCAGGGGGGACAUGUGGCAUCUGUCGAGGUGGUGCUGGACUCCGGAGACGCAACGGGUGCCUUCUUUUUGAGCACCCCGGAGGACUCCGGUCCCGGAGUGGGGCCCGAGGAGGUGUCCCGGCGUUUCGCCCUGACCCUGUCGAACCGGAUGACGGUGCUGGCCCGCUUCGGGCCCUUCUCGGUGCGCCAGACGGUGUACGCCAGCGGGGCCGUGGGGGGCCUGCCCCACAACGCCAGCGGGGACGGGGGCGGGGCCCCCGAGGCCAUGGGAGACGUGACGGCCCACCUGGUGACUGCGGCGCCCCGCAGGGACAGGCCCACCCUGCGCAUGCUCUUCCACACGGGCUCGGAGGUGGGAGCCCCGCCGGUGUGCGUGGCCCUGUACGCCCAGCACCUGCAGGAGCACCUGAUGAGCGUGUGCAGUCCCAACCGGGAUGGGGCCUGCCUGGCAGAACUAACCCUCCCGGCCUCCUGGUGGCCCCCCCUCUGGGCACAGGCUCAGAAAUCACAGAGGCCCUCCGUGGCACUCAGGUACGCCCUGCUGCGGAGCCCGUCGCUGGAGUGCCAAGGCCACUCGCUGCGGGUGUCGGGCCCCCUGGCGGCCUCGGGGGCCCCCCUGGGGCGCCUGUCGCUGUCUCCGCUGCACGGCAGCUACGAGGAGGUGAGCGGGGACGGCGUGGUGUGCCUGCUGGUGCCCCAGGGCCCCGUCUACCCGAGGGCCAAGGUAUACGUGCCUGUGCUGGUCCGCCCCAACCCAGCCUACCCCUUCAGCUCCUUCCUCAUCAGAGCCAGAGUGAAGCCGGGCCUGAGGAUCCUGCAGGUGCAGCCCACUGCCAAGAAGGCCUGGAGCAUAACCGUGGACACCAACUCCAAACACACCUCAGCCACCGUCACAGUCACACGGGUGGACGAAGAGACCGCCCUGCCCGAGAGCGGGGAAGAGGUGUUCAACUGGCUGUUUGAGGUGGAAGAAGGUGUGGCACAUGAGGACGGGGGUCAAGUGAGCUGGCAACUGCGCUACCUGGGCAACGUGGGUACAGCCAGCACCACUGGAGAGGGCUCUGCAGAGGACAGCGUCAAGAUGACCUCCCGCCUCGACAUCCAGAAGGACGACGUACAGGCCGUGCUGCUCGUUGCCAAGUCCAGCCAGCUGCUGAACACGGCGGUGUUGACUGGCAAGCAGGUCUCUCAGCCCAUGAAGGUGUUUGUGGUGAGCCAGUCCGGGUUGCUGGGCGACGUCACCCUGCAGUCCUCCUGCCACUCGGCCGACGAGUCGAUCCUCAAGGUGUCGCCUUCGUGCACGUCCGUGUACCUGGACGGCUCGGAGGUGCGGGGCUCUCAGAAUGCGACUGUGCUGGUCAAAUACGGCACGUACACGGGCCAGACUCACUUCCUGGUCUGGAUGCCGGAGCUCCCGCUGGAACUGCGUCUCUCCGACACCAAGCUGAGCCAGGUGCGGGAGUGGCGGACCCCACACAAGCACAAGAGGUGCAGAAGCUCGUUGCUGCAGAGGGACAUGGACUGUCGCAGCAAUUGGCAGCGCAACAAGCGACGUAUCAACAAGUGGGAUAAGACGGAAGGUGUGGCCUGCCGGUUGCGCUUCCAGCAGGCGAGGGUGGAGGUGUACACGCGCUUCCUGAGCGUCGACCACAACUCCGGGCGCGAGGCCUACCUCCUGGGAAGGCGCACCCAGGUCUCUGUCACACACCUGGUGGCACCCUUUGUCCGCGUGGCGGACCCGCACGUGGCCACCCUUCAGGACACCGUCAUCAGGGGAAUGCGAGCCGGACGCACCGAGGUCCAGGUGCUGUCCCCAAUCACGGGCAAGGUGCUGGGGGCAGCAGAGCUGCGCGUGAGCACGGACAAGGAAAGCAUCACGCAGCUGGACGUGCACAUGGUGACGGGGCUGUCCCUGGCGGUGAUUCCCGACGAGGCCACGCCGGGGGUGUUCCUCGCCAAGACAUCCACCUCCCACAGCCUCACCUCCCGCUACCAGGAAGGUCUCCUGGACAUGACCCUGCGCUUUUCGGACGGCACGUCGACGCCGCUGACGGACGUGGCGGAGUCGGACUUUAGCCUGACAACGAGGAGCCUGGACCGCACCGUGGUGGAACUGGCCCUGGUGGCCCCCUCGUCGGGGGGACGCGCCGCCAGGCCCCGGAUCGUGGCCGUGGGACAGGGACAGGGCAACCUGCUGCAGGUGCACCUUGAGCUGGGCGAGGCGUGCCAGCGCAAGCAGAAGGGCGACCCGCUGGCUGAGUCUCUCGGCCGGGUGGACUCGCACUUCACGGCGGACGGCGGCCGAGAGGGGCUGGACUCGGUGCCGUACCAGGACGGGGUGCGUCCCCACGAGCCCACAGUGCAAGCCCACCAGAACCGGGCAGCCCUGUCCGCCGACGGGGUGCGCGUGCUCAUCGCCUCUCCGCUCGAGCUGGGCCUCUACGCCUUGCUCGGGGUUCUGGGGCUGGCUGCCGCCGUCAUGGUCGCCGGCUGCACCGUGCUCGCCGUCAAGUACCAGAAGCAGGGGGCCGUGAGCAGUGCGGUGGCGACGGCGCCCCCGCCUCCUCCUCCGCAGCCUCGGCGGCCCGUUGCGAGCGCCCACGACUGGGUGUGGCUGGGACGGGCCACACUGGAACGCAGCUCGGUCAACACGCGCUGCUCCCAGGCCCUCAUCCCGCCCGAAGACCGCUCCAAGACUACUAUCGUUCACCUCCCGCACGCCCACCCCCCGCCCCCCGCCAACGCCAACGCCGCCGCCAUGGUCACCGUGGCGGUGGUGGCUCCAGACGACUCCAAGCGCCCCCAGCCCCGAAUUCGCACCAACCCGAUGCUGACGUUCACAAGGCCGCCACCCGUGCCGCCGCACCGGGCAGGCAAGACGACGCCCGUCGGCAGCAAGACACCCUCGCCGAAUCCACCGAUCGCCAAGACGGCAUCCCCAAACACGAAAGCCCCGUCGCCGAACGCGAAAACCCCGUCUCCAAACGCGAAGACGGCGGUGGCACCCUUUCCGAACCGGAGGGCGGGCCCAGCGCAACCAAAGGGCGUUUCUCCUGGGUCGAAGGUCGCAGGGAGGGUCAAGGGCGGAGCCAAGGGUCCGGCGGCGGGCGCCAACACGCUCGAGUGGGAGGACGUCACCAAAGGCAUGAACUAUGACCAGCUCGUGGAGUACUUUGACUCGCUCAAGGAGUCCAGUGCCUGAGGGGUCGACGUUUCUCGGCUUCGCCGCCGGCAUCUCGGGGUGGUUCUACUGCGAUGCCCGGAACGCGGCUCCGACCGGCGCGCUUACCGCGUUAAAAAAGUGGCCCCUCGAUUGCGACGCUCAACCGAUCCCUCGAGUGUCACGUCGUCGCAGGCUGGGAUCCUGACGGUGUCGCAGCGACAGUGGGCGCGGCAGACGCUCGUUCUGCUGAGGGUCGCUCUCCGGCUCUCCGGUCCAUGGAUCCUUCAGCAGCCACGGGACGGGACGCCUCGACGACGGCAACGCUUACGUUUGCUCGUGCGUCUCUCCAGCAUUUCUACGACCAACUGCCGGGACGAAAGACAUCCGACAGCGUGCCACUCUGGCUUUCGUAACAUCAUUUGUUGCCAUCUUGGCGGCGCUUUGAAUGUGCGGAUGGAAUAUCAAGCAAACCAGUCGGAGACACGUUCCAGCAGGCGUAGUUCUACCGUUGUCGGUACACACGUUUCUAACGAAUGGUUGGAGAGGAACGUUGGGGUUGCAGCCAUUUUACGAGGACAGUGCCUCGUUGUUCGUGCGGGCGUCCGUCUCCUUGGUGGGGAAGGGCCCAUUCUUGUGGUGCCGACGUUGCUUUCGGGAGCACUUUUUGUUUUUUGUGCUCCAGGUUCGGGUUGUGCGGUGGCCAUUUUUGGAAGCUGAUUUUGGAAGGUGGAAGAUGAUUCCGAUUGGUAGGUUACUAAAGCGAUAGAUGAGCUAUUUGCAGUGUCACUUGCUCUUCGAGCAUUCGGUUUAGAACUGAAAUUGGAUUUGCCUCAAAGACGGGAGUUAAAAUCCGAGUAUCUUAUCGAAGUAUGGUAUGAAAGUUCGGAGUUUGUAUAAGUGCCUGUGUUGGAAGUAAUUUUGAAUUGUUGAAGCUAUACACUUAAACUAAGACUUUCAUAAGUGUGCAUAUCUUGCUGCGAUAGGCAAGGAGAAAAAAAGCAUUUUUCUUUUAAGUUGAAUUACAUGAACUCUGUGCCACGAUGCAGAAAGCUAAUUUACUACUUUGCUUAUCUAUAUAUGGGAAUUUGAGUUUUUUUUUUGUUUUCUAAGUACCUGCAGACGUAAAGGAUAAGUCUGUUAAGUUUGUUUUUGUCGUUAGUCGACCGCUUUUGUAUAUGUUCCCUCGCAAAUACCAAAAAAGCCAGGAUCUCUUUUAAGAAUGGCUGCCUCGAAGCUUUAAAAAGCAAAACGAAGCUGCUCCAAGGCAGCUACUUAGGUGAGAUGACAUUUCUAUUAUAGCCAUUGUCAUGUGGCAUUAUAAAACAAAAGGUUUACACCUGCAUAUUCUGUGACAUGCACCUCUUUAUGUGUGCAAUUGUUUUAAUUUUGCUUAUUUUUUGUACAAAACCUUUCAACGGUGUUGUCUUCAUUUUAAAAUUUCCAAUGAAGUUUCAUACCAAAGAUCUCAGCAUUUGUUUUUUUGCACAUCAGCAGAAUUUUUGAACGGUUAGCUACGUAGUCACCUUUGCAAAGUGUAGCGAGUCGGACAUGUCCGCGUACCGACGCUUGGUGCCAGCACCAGGCACUACCACAGCGUCUGUUUCCCCAACUCUUCUCGAGAUGUUUUAUAUUUGCGUUCCUAUCACUUUGGACCAAGGUACUUUGAGAAUUCCAAAUGUGCUUCACAAUGCCCCACGGUGUUCCUCACACUGACACCUUUCCACAGUGUUGCAUCGCGCUCUUCCUUCCGUGAGAAUUUUGUAGUUUCACUUCUGUACAGGCUUUGAGUGUCUCGCACUUCUCUGUGCUCUCUCACACGGGCAGCCAGACAGUGGACGUGCAACUGCUGAGGGAUCGAAAAGGGAAAAUUGAAUGCAGCUACCCACUUUCAUGUAAAAAUACUAUAAGACAACUUGACUCGCAUGGAAAACUCAUUUGGUCUCUAUCCGUAACAACUGGACAAUGCCCGUCAAACAAAUUUUACAUCUGGCGAUGUACAGUGAAAGACGUGCAGUUAGCUAACUUCCUACCGAUUCUGCAAGUUUAGGUGGGUCUGGUACAAUGAUAAGGUGAGGCAUCAAUGGAGAUAUUAUGAUUCGAGUGCUGAGAACAGGCUGAACCAGGAGCGCAACACGUUGGUUCCAGACUUGGAAGCAUUGUCACGCGAAUCGUGGGAAUGCCUCCGAGGUCGCUCACAUGCCACUGCCCCUUGUCUAAAACAUGACGAUUCCUGUUUCACUUGUGUGCAAUUUAAUACAAUAUUGUUUAGUCUAAUGUGUGUAUAUCGGUUGCACACAUCAAUGUAAUAAUACUCAAUUUUCGCACUCAUUUUAAGAGUGGGUCACAAAGGAAAGCACCACAGAGGCAGCUCGGGCGUGUUACUUGUCGUGUGGCAAGUCACUUUUUGGGCCACAAAUGUAACUGCAAAUGGAAUCUCGCUGCCAAUGCAUUGUAGUCUUAGAGCCACGUGCUUGCAAAGCUUUUGGCACGCUCGUUGCUAUGAACAAACAAUUACUGUGCGCACUUUGCAGAGCUUGCAUCACAAUCUCAUACAAUCUAUCUAUGCUCCGCUGUUGCAUGAUCUUAAGUGGAGUUUGGUUGCACCACUUGAAGGAUCUGAUUGUUUGCAAUUGUUUGUGUUUUUUUUUUCUCAACAACGCAUUAUUUUAUUGUUUUUGUCUCGUUAUUAAGACCUUGCAGGAGGUCGUUUUUGCAGCGCGGUCUGUUCAGUCAUGUUUUAUGCCAAAUAAUUUCCAGGGCUCGCGUCAUGUUUCUCCAAAGGUUGAUCUGGGGUUUGUUUGGACACAUGUUAUGCAAUGCAAGCAUCAUUUCACCCCUGGCGUUGAUGGAACCAGUGCGACGUUUGCAGCAGGCCCGAAUCUGCCGAGUCAUUUUCCCCGCGUAAGGUGGGUCACCUUUUUUUUACCUGAGUGCUGCAUUUAGGACCUUUCUUGGGGGUUGUUUAGUCUCAGCCACAUCUGUACAGAAAGCCAUUGUCAUGUCUACAGACUGCUGCAAAGCUUCUAAUUUAUUUUGCAUGUUUGUACAGUCCUGGUGAACCCUGUGUGGUCAUACCCAAAAUGCUGUUAGAGUUCAUGUACUCUAGUCACAAGGGUCGUUUCUUUUUGUACUUGUACCCACAAGCCAAUAAAGAUCGAGCCCUUGAUGUGUGGA
This is a messenger RNA of Ixodes scapularis (black-legged tick), 6486 nucleotides long. It is a transcript of the gene dtn, whose product is annotated as transmembrane protein 132E. The record is from RefSeq and is a predicted model, not a curated record. Lineage: Eukaryota; Metazoa; Arthropoda; Arachnida; Ixodida; Ixodidae. Bases 1 to 3351 code for a protein of 1116 amino acids. The transcript has 14 exons.